Vairimorpha ceranae is the source of this 992-nucleotide messenger RNA. RefSeq lists its product as hypothetical. The record is from RefSeq and is a predicted model, not a curated record. NCBI's taxonomy places the organism in Eukaryota, Fungi, Microsporidia, Nosematidae. The annotation marks the transcript as partial. The transcript has a single exon.
AUGUAUAAAAUAAUGUUUGAAAUAGCUUGUAGACUUUUUGAAAUUAAUGAUAAAGACAUUAUUGAAUUGUUUGUUGCGGAAAAUAUAAUAUAUAUGUUUGAUCUAAAAAACAGAUCCCGUAAGCCUGGUUUAGUACGAAUUCUAUAUGACGACGAUAAAUCGACUCAUAAUGAUAGCCAGGAUUGCGCUAUAAAAAUUUCUAAUUUGGUAACAGAAUUAAAAACAGAAUUACAAAAGUAUCACUAUUCUAAAAUUUUAGUAUAUUCCGAUGAUGACAGAACCAAACUAGCAUUUUUAAUAGGCUACAAAUUUUAUAACAAAUGUGAAUGGCAUCAAAUAUACGAUUCUUGUUUUUUAGGCGUCGUGGGAUUUUUUAAUGAAGGUAGUAUGCAAAACUUUUUAAAGAAUGCAACCAGAUUUAAUAAUUCGGAAAAAAAAAAAAAUAAAGCAAGAGAGUUAAUUAGGGCUGCCUACAAUUUUUAUCCAGACCACAUUACCUGUGAGGAGUUGCUAGAUGUUUUACCUAAUUAUUAUGAUAAUUGUCCAGAGUUGUCGUCAGAUUUUAGAGAUAACUAUCAUUUAGUUUAUGAACAUCAAAAAAAAAAUUAUAAGGAGAUAAACAGAAAAGAAUUUUUACAAUCUUUAAAUAUAACUUUUAAGUGUGAUGUUAAUGAAUCAGAUUGUGCUUUACCAGGAGAAAAUAUACAACCUGAUUAUGCUUUACCCGAGGAAAAUAUACAAUUUGAUUGUGCUUCACCAGAGAAUAACAUUCAAUUGAACUUAGAAGAUAAUGAUUAUGAUUAUACAUAUAAUUUAGAUGACAUUUAUAUGAAUGAAACAGGUUUGACAAAUGAUGAAAUGUUAUCAAAUAAUUUAAAUGAAGAUGAAAAAUCCAAUUCAAUGGUUUUAAGUAAUAGUCUUAAUGUCGAAGGAUUUGCUGGUUCAUCAAAUGUGAUAUGUUCAAUUAAUAACAAAAAUCUGCUAUAUCGUAA